AUGACAACUGCGUCUGAUGGCAGUUCAAUGCCACCAAACUCGAGUGAUGGAAAUGUUUCGGGAUCUGAGGCGGAUGCUCAUAGCAAAUAUUUCGAGAUCGACCGCGAUGUAUGUCGGACGUUGAACGAACAAAAAAGUAUCGUUGACAGCGGCACCACAAACAUACGGCUGCCUGAUGAACUAUUUAGACGGGUGGUGAAUGAAUUUAAAAGUGCCGCGCAGAAAAGCAACGUCUUGAUAUUAGACGAGUUUUGGUACCAUGGUGAAGCCGCUUGUUGGCCAGAACCACAAGUAUGGUCGCUUCCUUGGCUGGCGAUAGAUUUGCUGGAUGGUGACGCGGAAAAUCAAUAUUUCACACUAGAAAUUCCUCCUCAGAACUACAUGCGGGUGGUGUCGGCCCGCAACAGUACUGGCGGAAGCGAAACGUUCUCAGAGUUUUGCUACAAGUUGGGACUAGAAGCGGGUGGUACGGAGACUGUGCUCGGGUACACAGCGAUGGAGGGAUUCGAGGUGUUAUUCAAUAGAUCCGCCGGCUGGAUCGGUUGGAAGAGCUCGAAUUGUGGCCCUAGUCCAAGGAUCAGCGGGCCACACAAUACUUCGGUGUCGUUGCUGAUACAGUGCAAGCUCAUUGAGCCUGUCUCCGAUGUGUCCAUAUCAAUAAAGGCAGCGCAAUGGACCCUCUUUGUCAUAUCAAUGAUAGCUUUAGGCGUUCUAGUUUAUUUGCUCGCGCCAUGUGUAAAGAUGAUGCUAGCGAAACCAUUACCCAGAACCCAACAGAUUUCUUUGUCGCAGGCGGCUUUGGUGGACCAAGAAGGAACC
Molecule: messenger RNA, 819 nt
Organism: Iphiclides podalirius (scarce swallowtail)
Lineage: Eukaryota; Metazoa; Arthropoda; Insecta; Lepidoptera; Papilionidae
Source: the annotation of a GenBank genome assembly